Messenger RNA from Prorocentrum cordatum, 379 nucleotides. The record is from the annotation of a GenBank genome assembly. NCBI's taxonomy places the organism in Eukaryota, Dinophyceae, Prorocentrales, Prorocentraceae.
AUGUGGGCGGCCAGUUCGGGCCCGUGCACGUUGGACGGCGCCUGUGUGCAGAGCGCGAACUAUCCGCAGGCUUAUAAUAACAACGAGGCAUGCACGAUUGAGAUCGACGCGGAGAACGCAGCACCGAUCGUGGUGGAGGCUUUCAAUGUAGAGUGGUAUUUCGACUACAUCGUUAUCGACGGAUGGAAAUACUUUAGUGGAAGACCGUGCACGUUGGACGGCGCUUGUGCGCAGAGCCCGAACUAUCCUCAGUACUACAGCAACAGCCAGGCUUGCACGAUCGAGAUCAACGCGGCGAACGCAGCACCGAUAGUCGUGGAGUACUUCAAUGUGCAGUCGUACUUCGACUACCUCUUCGUCGACGGCUGGAAGACCUUUA